CCACGGUGUAGUUAUUGGAAUCUUGGACAAAAUGCGUGUGAUGUUGAUGCUAACCCUGCUGGCUGUGGCCCAUGCCGAAGAACCAAGCCAAGUGGAUGCACCCGAUGCGCUGGACUUUUCGUACGCUCGGCUGUGGCGUUACGCACAACAACAGUGCGGCACGAAAGGCAUCACGCCUACGGAGUUUACCCACUCCUGGCUUGGGGUGCGACGCUGUCUCAAGAACACGCUGGAUGUGGUGCAGUUGAACGAAGACUCGAUGCGACUAGACAUUGGCAAUGAGGAAGAAAUUCUAGGCCGCCACUGUCCGAAGCUAUACCAAGGUGUCAAGUGUUUCAACCCAUUCAUGGACAUGGUGAAGGGAUGCGUGAGCGAGGAAAGCUACGAGAUCUUCGAGGCGUUGCGCAGCUGGUUUCACGACAUUCUGGAGUAUCUGUGCGAAAACAAUGGCGCUAAUGUUGAAUACGAUAAGCAAAAGCAUGACACUUGCACACGUGAGAUCAAUAGGCACAUCAUUACUUGUGCGGCCGAGAACUUGAUCGCCACGCCGGAGGUUAAUCGCAAAACACUCUCCGAGGAGAACUGCAGUGCACUGGCCAUAGCGAAGGAUUGUCUGCUGAAGAAGCUAAAGGACUGUGGCGUCUUUGCCAACGGCGCACGGCUGUUCUACGAAAACUUCAUCCAAAUCACGUCGUGCAAAAAUUACAUCCCCAAAAUGGAACGAAAAUAAAGACUAGCUAGCGCCCUUGGA
Messenger RNA from Anopheles gambiae (African malaria mosquito), 751 nucleotides. RefSeq lists its product as uncharacterized. The coding region runs from base 32 to 730 and encodes 232 amino acids. The record is from RefSeq and is a predicted model, not a curated record. NCBI's taxonomy places the organism in Eukaryota, Metazoa, Arthropoda, Insecta, Diptera, Culicidae. The transcript is spliced from 4 exons.